Molecule: messenger RNA, 5011 nt
Organism: Aplysia californica (California sea hare)
Lineage: Eukaryota; Metazoa; Mollusca; Gastropoda; Aplysiida; Aplysiidae
Product: 26S proteasome non-ATPase regulatory subunit 1
Exons: 4
Coding region: 107-3130 (1007 amino acids)
Biological process (GO): regulation of protein catabolic process; proteasome-mediated ubiquitin-dependent protein catabolic process
Cellular component (GO): proteasome storage granule; proteasome regulatory particle, base subcomplex; nucleus
Molecular function (GO): enzyme regulator activity
Source: RefSeq, a predicted model, not a curated record
GCAGCACAAAUUUAUCGAUAACAAACCAAGACAAACGAAAUCGCUAUCUCAUCCGCCGAAUGACCAUUCUAUCAUUCAUUGCGACCAAGAAGACACACAGAGCGUGAUGAAUAUUACUUCAGCAGCGGGAGUGAUAUCACUCCUGGAGGAGCCUGAGCCACAACUGAAAGCCUUCGCUUUGAACAAGCUUGACAACAUUGUCGAUGUCUUUUGGCCAGAGAUUUCUGAAAAUGUGGACAAGAUCGAAGUCCUCUCCGAGGAUCCCAAUUUCAAGUCAAGCGAGUUGGCUGCCUUGGUUGUAUCCAAAGUUUACUAUCAUUUAGGGGCCUUUGAGGAAUCUGUCACAUUUGCUCUAGGAGCAGGCGGUCUCUUCAAUGUGAAUGAUACCUCGGAGUUCGUGGAAACUAUCAUUGCCAAGUGCAUUGAUCACUACACAAAGCUUCGGGUGCAUAAUGCUGAUGCCACAGAUGAAGCUGACAAGAAGCCCAUAGAUCCAAGGCUUGAGGCUGUGGUGAACCGCAUGUUCCAGAGAUGUUUAGAUGACAAGCAGUUCAAGCAGGCCGUGGGCAUUGCUCUGGAGACCAGGAGAAUCGAUAUUUUCGAGAAAGCCAUCAAGACGUCGGAUGAUGUGGCGGGUAUGCUGUCCUAUGCUUUCAAGGUGUGCAUGUCUCUCAUCCAAAGCCGUCAGUUCCGCAACACAAUUCUGCGCGUGCUGACCAGCCUGUACAUGGGUUUGGGCACUCCUGAUUACAUCAACGUCUGUCAGUGCUACAUCUUCCUGGACGACGCUCAAGCUGUGGCCGAUAUCCUGGUGCAGCUCACCAAGGGCAGCAUAGAUUCUGUCCUCAUGGCCUAUCAGAUCGGCUUUGACCUGUAUGAGAGUGCCACACAGCAGUUCUUGCAGCGCGUCCAGGCUGCCCUCCGUGUGGCGGCUCCAGCUCCUAUCUCUGCGCCUCCCACACUGAACACAAAGAAGCCUGCCGCUGAGAAGUCCGAGUCCAAGGAGAAAGAGAAGGAAGAGAGUAUGGAGACGGACGAAGGAGAGGCUGCCCCAGCUCCUGCAACAGAGUCCAAACCGCCCACCAGAGAUCUCAGCAGUUUGAGCAGCGAGGAGAAGGAACAGCAGGGACGCAUCGAACGACUUCACACCAUCCUGGGCGGCGAGACCACCAUUUUCUUGCGCCUGCAGUUCCUCAUCAAGAACAACAAGACAGACAUGCUGAUCCUGAAGAACACCAAGGAUGGUGUGAGGAACUCUGUGUGCCACACAGCGACUGUGAUCGCCAACUCCUUCAUGCACUGUGGCACGACGUCAGACCAGUUCCUCCGUGACAACCUGGAGUGGCUGUCCCGGGCCACCAACUGGGCCAAGUUUACGGCCACUGCCAGCCUUGGGGUCAUCCACAAAGGUCACGAGAAAGAGGCCCUCAACCUGAUGUCUCAGUACCUGCCCAAAGACGUGAGUCCGGGCUCUUCUUACUCUGAAGGAGGCGGCCUGUAUGCUCUGGGUCUGAUCCACGCGAACCAUGGAGGGGAGAUCACAGACUACCUACUGAACCAGCUCAAAGAUGCCACAACAGACAUGGUCCGCCAUGGAGGAUGCCUGGGUCUUGGGCUUGCUGCCAUGGGCUCUGCCCGGCAUGAUAUCUACGAGCAGCUCAAGUUCAACUUGUUCCAGGACGAUGCAGUCACUGGGGAAGCUGCUGGCUUGGCUAUGGGCUUGGUGAUGUUGGGAACCAAGUCCUCCACCGCCAUCACUGACAUGGUUCAGUAUGCUCAGGAAACACAGCACGAAAAGAUCCUACGAGGCUUGGCUGUUGGCAUAGCCCUUACCAUGUACGGCCGCUUGGAGGAAGCAGAUGCUCUUAUCGAGUCGUUGAUCCGAGACAAGGACCCCAUCCUCCGCUGGUCUGGCAUGUACACGCUGGCUAUGGCUUACUGCGGCAGCGGCAACAACCAGGCCAUUAGGAGGCUUUUGCAUGUGGCUGUCAGCGACGUUAACGACGACGUGAGGCGGGUGGCAGUCACCUGUCUUGGUUUUCUUCUGUACCGCACUCCAGAGCAGUGUCCUAGUGUGGUAUCUCUUCUCUCCGAGAGCUACAACCCUCAUGUGCGUUUUGGAGCUGCUAUGGCUCUUGGCAUUGCCUGUGCUGGCACUGGCUUGAAGGAUGCGAUUGGUCUUCUGGAGCCCAUGGCCAACGACCCCAUCAACUAUGUCCGACAAGGGGCGCUCAUCGCUUCUGCCCUUAUCCUCAUCCAGCACAAUGAGUCCACAUGUCCCAAAGUCACCCAUUUCCGCCAGCUGUACGCCAAGGUAAUUGCCGACAAGCACGAAGAUAUCAUGGCCAAGUUUGGUGCCAUCCUGGCCCAGGGAAUCAUCGACGCUGGUGGCCGCAACUGCACCGUUUCCUUGAUGUCCCGCAUGGGUCAUACCAACAUGGAGGCGGUGGUGGGCAUGCUGGUCUUCUGCCAGCACUGGUUCUGGUACCCCCUCACACACUUCCUCUCUCUAGCCUUCAAGCCCGCCUGCCUGGUGGGGCUCAAUGGUGACCUGAAGAUGCCCAAGGUUGAGUUCAAGUCCAACGCUCGCCCAUCCUUGUACGCAUACCCUCCAGUCCUAGAGGAGAAGAAGGACAAAGCCAAGGAAAAAGUGGAGACUGCUGUCCUGUCCAUUACCGCAAAGCAGAAGAAGAAGGAUUUGGAGAAGAAGAAGGACUCUCAGACAUCCGUUGAUGGUUCAGCAGCAGCAGAGUCCAUGGAAGUGGAUGACAGCAGCAAGAGCUCUUCUGCUUCCAAGGAAAAGAAGGAUGAGAAGCCCUCAGAGAAGAAAGAAGCUGAGGAAGAAGAUGCGACUGAAAGUACAGAAAAGAAGAAGGAACCAGAGGCAACCUUUGAGAUCUUGUCAAACCCUGCACGCGUCAUGAAGGCACAACUGAGGGUGUUAAGUGUUGAGAACAGUCGCUACCAACCAGUGAAGGACCUGGCACAUGGAGGCAUUAUUCUGUUGAAGAACCGUAAGCCGGGAGAACAAGAGGACAUUGUGGAGACUGUGCAGGCCGGCGGACCCAAGGCGGAGGAGGAAGAGGAGGAGCCUGAACCACCUGAGCCUUUUGAGUGGACCGAGGAUUGAUGAGAGGGUGGGUUAGUACGAGGACAGGAGCUUAUCUUGUGGCUGGUGGCUUUGUGUCCAUGAUGAGUGCUGGUGUUUGGGUGUUUGAAAGAGUUCCGGUAUGUGUGUGUGUUUGCUUAUCAUGAAUGAAUUUUUGAAUGAUAGAGUUUUGGUAAGUUUAUGAAUGUACAGGGGGGGGGGGGGUUCCCUCUGUAUGCAUGUCUCUAAAUUAGUGAGACAAUAGUCUUUGAAGUGUAGUACUGUUGUGUGUUGUGUGUGUCUUUUUUUUUUCCUCCUUUUUAAAAAAUGAGAUGCCGUUCACAGUGUGUACAUGAGUGUGCUCCAACUCUCAGGCAGACUUUGCUUGUAACUUCAAAUUGAGAUUUUCAGUCUACACCAAGAACAGUAGAUUCCUCCUAUCUGGCAUGGUUCGUUAGAUCGUAAGGGAGUGAACUGCUAUUGCCAGUCAGGUUUGAGCUUUGAAGUGUCACAGAAUGAAUUGUGGUCAUUUAAUGAGUUACUAAAAGUAGGUGUCACUUGGGUUCCCCUGGCGAAUUUCAGGAAAUGUUUGAAAACAUCUGUGUUUUUUCUUUUGGUAUUUCAUUAAUGUUGAAAAUGCAGGUGGUCUUUGGUAUUUCAAGAACUUGAUAGAGAAAGAGAUGAAUAUUUGUACGAUACUUUCCAGUAGUUGGUUUCUGUUCUCUUAAAACUGUGCUUGUUGGGUCUUUUUUGGUACAUGUGUACUACACGCGUGAUGUCUGUGUGUCGUGCAGCAUGAAGUGAAGAAGUUUGUCGUGAAGGAUAUGUGAUAAUUUGGUAUGUAAGAAAGUCUUUUGUUGACUUCCUUUAUUAUAAGUCACUGAAAUACAAUGUGUCAGAAAGAAUGUUUAUUGUGGAGGUUUUCCAUCAAGUGUGCAUUGUGCAAAGACAUAAAAAUGUUCGUAACUUUUGAUGAGAAGUUAAUCUUGAAUGUUUAUUUUUUUAAAUUUUGGUUUAAGGCAAUGGAAAAACUUUAUUCACUGAAUGAAAAAAAAAUGGAAAUACCAAGUUUUGUGAAUAUUUGAUAGUGGUUAAAGGCUUCUGCGAUGGUUUUGUUUGUCGGUUUUUUUUUCCCAUGGCUACAAAGUUUUGAAAAAUCAUUUUGAGUGUAGAGAGGAGCCAUUCAUUACUAUUGAUAAAUAAGUUAACGUUUCUCAAACAAAGAUUACUAUCUUCUUCUUCUUCCUCUUGAUCGCAUCACACUUGAAGUCUGGUAUCUGUCAUAAAUUGGGCGGUCCUGCUCAGUUCAUCUGUUGGCCGGUCUUACUUCUCUAGAUUACUAUAAAUAAGGCUGCAAGUGAAUGUUUUCUCUUUAUAUAUAUAUAUAAAAUAAAAGCUCCCCACACGAAUAGCUCUUUUGUUUGUGUCUGAGCUCUGCGGACUGAGAUGACUAGUUGUAGAUCUGGAGCCACGAUCACUUAGUUCAAGAUGGAAUGUAGUCAUUGGCAGCUGUCUGAUCUCUGCCCACUCAGUUUCUUUAAUAUAUCUUUUUUUUUUCACUUGUUUAGUGGUUGAUGUCUAUGAUAUAGUUUACUACUAUAUUGUAAAUUCUAUUGGGCCAUUUAGUUCUUUAGAAUGUUAACUUUUGUAUAAUUAAAAACAGAAUGUUUUUUUUUUUUUAUGUUGUCAUUUAGUAAUAAUGCAGUAUCUUCAUUGUUUGGUUUCGUGAGUCAACUGUUCUGUAGAAUGGGUUGAGGAAGUUUGUUUUUUAACAUUACUUUUGGAUUAGACUCGAACAUCUUUUUUGAUUUGAGGAUGAUAAUAAAUGAUGGCUUCUACUAUGAAAAUGAUAUCUAUUUGAAAUUUCUCAGGCUUUGUGCUGAAGGAUUUGUAUUAAAAAUUUUGCUGUUGAAAACACAAUAA